Molecule: messenger RNA, 950 nt
Organism: Glossina fuscipes
Lineage: Eukaryota; Metazoa; Arthropoda; Insecta; Diptera; Glossinidae
Exons: 2
Coding region: 207-950 (247 amino acids)
Source: RefSeq, a predicted model, not a curated record
GUCAAUUCUUUCCAUAUAUUCAUAUUAUCGAACGCAUUAGCAAUGUUUGGCAACCCUAAAUUGUAUGAGCAAGAGGAAGAAUUGUCAUAUGAUAUUCCUCAUAUUUCAUUAUGCUUAUUAUUUUAUUAUUAUUUUGAUUGGCUUUAAAGGUAACCAAAGUGACAAUCAACGAAUCUCCCAGCACCAGUAAAUUGUCAGCUGGCCCAAUGGUGUGUCGUAAAAGGUAUGCGCUUUCCUUAAAUCCGAAAUUUAACUAUAGGCCAGUAAAUGAGCAGAUAGCCCAGGGUAACCGAAGAGACAAUAUUAGUGGGUGCUCUAAGAACUUGGAGCUCAGCGAAACUAAAGUUGCAUUAGGACUAGGAGAACGGCCGGAGUUGCGAGUCAAUAAAAAUGCAGUUGGCCUGAAUGAAAUUUUUAUUGAAAACAAAUCGGAAGAAGUGCAAAGUAAAGCGAAUCGAGAUGAAAGUUCGCUUGUUUCUGCGAGUUUUCAAACAGCAAAUGGUAAAAAAAUCUCCAUAUCGGAAGAGAGCAAAAGAUCCGUACAAAAUAUUCUAAGAGAAUUUCAAGGCAAUUUGCAAGAAACGUAUUAUGAAACUGAACUAAAAGACAUAAAAGCUCAAAUGUCGAUUAAAAGUAUGCAUUCCAAGUUUGGAAAAAAUACCAACAAAACAGGCUUUCAAGCGAUGUGCGAAAAAGGCAAAGAAGAAAAAAUCAACGAAUCUCCCAGCACCAGCAAAUUGUCGUCUGGCCCAAUGGUGUGUCGUAAAAGGUAUGCGCUUUCCUUACAUCCGAAAUUUAACUAUAGGCCACCCCCUCAACUUUGUGAGACAUCGGAAAGAACCUCGCGUCAAAUCGAGACUACGACUAGUACACCAGGCGUCAAUAGACCAAAGAGGGGGCGGCUCUCGGACUUAAGUCAUACUUAUACUAGUUCAAGAAGAAAGAAAUAA